UUCUCGCGUUCGUAUUCAUGCAUAAGAGAAGAUCCCGGGUUAAACUUGCCCAUAUACGAAGCUGAGGCGUUUUUCCGAGAAGACCUUACCUGAAUUCCGACCAUCUUGUCCGGAAAUGGCCAAUUUUUCCAUGUCAUCGGUGAAACUGUCUGAGAUCCAGCCGGAACGACUCACUUUUUUAUUCUGAUCCGAGUUCCAAGUUUGCCCGUGCCAUUCGCUCUUUUGCAUCAUUUCCAAUGGCUGUUACUAUCCAAGACUUGACUCGAGAUCUCGAAUUUCUUGAACAAGCACUCUACUACUGUGAGAAGAAUGAGAUGUAUAAAAGCGUGGGAAUUUCUGCCAAGCUCAACCGGCCUCUAGGCGAGGAGCAGGCAUUUGCAUCCUUGAGACUGUUGGUCUUGAAGUACCCGUUGUUAUUUUCUCAUGUUGUUGAGAAAGGCCAGCAAAUCAGAUACGAGCCCGUCGAAGAGAUUCGUUUCAAAGACGUAUUCACCGUCAACAGAGAUGUGGACCGGUGUUUCAAAGAAGAAGGGGCCAACACGCGACUCCUCACGGAACAGUCUUCUCUUGAGAAUCAUCACAACAAGCAUGCGUUGUGGAAACUCACCUACUACGAGCGAACAGGCUGGAUCACUUUCAAUAGCGCCCAUUGCUUCACCGAUGGAGGUUCUGUGGUGGCGUACUUGAAAGACUUUGUUGAAGGACUUAACAAUGUCGACAAGCCCGAGACUCGAGACGUCUUAUUCAAUCUCUCCAAGGACUUGCCUAUACUCGAACACAAGAUAUCGCCCGGCUUCUUUGACCGUGUGAACUACCUGCCAAACUUGGCCACGCGGCUUUUGUUCCGUGGGUUGCAACUGGCCAUUUCUGUCUGGCCAGGCAUCAUCCACAGCGUGCUUGAGAAAAAGCGGUUCGAGCUGUUUUUCGUCGACCGUCCACCAGAGCGUUUUCUGCCAGAUACCUUUUUUGAAAGCACAUAUAUCGUUGGUAAGGACUCUGGACUCAACUUCACAACGCCUAGCUUCAUCAACUUCAGUCCGGAGCAAUUGAACAUCAUGAUACAGGCAUGUAGAAAAAACCAGGUCAAGCUCCAGACCUACCUCCUCAUGGUGUACAUCCACACGCUCAACGAGUUGUAUCCAGACUUGUACAUGGGCAAGAACUUGAAGACAAGCGUGGCCGCCAGUUUCAGAAACCGUUUUGACUGUCUCCAGACGCACACAUCUUACCUUGGAAAUGAGGGCCGCUUUGACGAUGGCUUCUACACGUACGCUGCGUCUUUCCUUCUACCUCCUGGCACCAAGUUCACCUGGGGAGCCGUGCGGAAAUACCACGACUAUCUCCACACAACACUCAGCAGUGAGGACUGGGUCAAGCAGUAUUAUCUCGCGCAGGCCAUGCCGGUCGGAGUUUAUAUGGACCCUGUCGUCGGGCAAGAAAAAGACGACCUCUGUCUCUCAGCCACGAACUUGGGUCAUAUCAGCGUGCUCCAAUACGACGAUGGCAGUAAAUUCCAGAUCGAAGACAUUCUAUUUGCGCCCUCGGCUGGAGCCUUGUUGGGCACCCAUCACAUGACCGUAUCUUCCACGACCAAGAACGGGCUCAAUAUAGGCAUUACUGACGGGGAUCCGAACAUCACGGACUGGGCUACGCUCAAGGCAAAGUUCAAGCUGAACUUGAUGGACUUGCUGGAAUGCUAAGUAUAAACCGGCUCAGUAG
Molecule: messenger RNA, 1719 nt
Organism: Metschnikowia bicuspidata var. bicuspidata NRRL YB-4993
Lineage: Eukaryota; Fungi; Ascomycota; Pichiomycetes; Serinales; Metschnikowiaceae
Exons: 1
Coding region: 237-1700 (487 amino acids)
Molecular function (GO): N-acetyltransferase activity
Source: RefSeq, a predicted model, not a curated record